Molecule: messenger RNA, 1626 nt
Organism: Penicillium cataractarum
Lineage: Eukaryota; Fungi; Ascomycota; Eurotiomycetes; Eurotiales; Aspergillaceae
Product: Zinc finger DHHC-type palmitoyltransferase
Exons: 2
Coding region: 1-1626 (541 amino acids)
Biological process (GO): peptidyl-L-cysteine S-palmitoylation; protein targeting to membrane
Cellular component (GO): endoplasmic reticulum; Golgi apparatus
Molecular function (GO): protein-cysteine S-palmitoyltransferase activity
Source: RefSeq, a predicted model, not a curated record
AUGGCCACCCUGGCCUCGUCCCCCCCAACCUCGCCCUCGUGGCCGAAGCGACGUCCUCGCGCGUGGGCGCUUCGCUGUGAACGACUAUGCUGUGCCGCAGCGAGCUGCUUUCCCCUUGCGUUUGUGUACGGCUUGACGACGUGGGCGGUAUACGUGGAAGUCAGUAUCGGACUGAAGGAGCAUUCGAGUUCUUGGAUUGGGCUCCCGAGUACUUUUCUUGGACUUUUUCUCUACGCCUGCUUGAAUGCUAGUUAUAGCGUCGCCGUCUUUACGGAUCCUGGCUCGCCUCUCACAACACGCCGAGGAGGUCGUCACGAGUACAGCGCUUUGCCGGUCUCCGAGUACCCCGAGUUCACGUCAUACACUGUUAGCUCGUCUGGUGGAUCGCGGUAUUGCAAGAAAUGUCAAUGUCCGAAGCCGGACCGCGCACACCACUGCUCGACAUGUAAGCGGUGUGUCCUGAAGAUGGAUCACCACUGCCCCUGGUUGGCGACAUGCGUUGGGCUAUACAACUACAAGGCUUUCCUGCUCUUCCUGAUUUAUACGUCGCUGUUCUGCUGGGUGUGUUUCGCGGUUGCUGCCGUGUGGACGUGGACCGAGGUGCUGAAUGAUACCCGAUAUAUGGAUACUUUCAUGCCAGUCAACGUGGUGCUGCUGGCAAUUUUGGGAGGAAUUAUCGGUCUGGUCUUGACCGGUUUCACGGCGUGGCAUAUCAGUUUGGCCGUGCGGGGAGUGACGACUAUCGAAUGUCUAGAGAAGACGAGAUAUGUCUCGCCGCUGCGCAAGGCGCUAGACCGACAACGUCACGAGCACGGUGCAGGCAAUGGCAACGCUACGGACCCUAAUAACGAAAGCCUCGCCCACCGACUCCAAGGCUACGGCAACCAAAUAAUCGACGCCCACGCCAAUGCUAUUCCCGGCGUGACGCGCGCCGAGGAAGGCGAAGAACGUCUUUCCCCAGCACCAUAUCCCCCCGGUCAAGGCCCCAGUCUUGACAACCCUCAUAAUCCCAUGACCCCAGCACAACAAGCUCUCACGCGGUCCUACGCCGAGAUGGAACGCCAGCGUGAGCACGAUCGUUACCAAGACUGGGUCAACGACCAAGAUAGCGAGAAGAUGCCGAGUGCAUUCGACCACGGCUGGCGCCGCAACUUGGCCCACCUCUUCGGUGACAAGCCUCUACUCUGGCCGAUACCCGUGUGCACAACCACUGGUGACGGCUGGCGCUGGGAGCCGAGCCAGCGAUUCCUCGAGGCACGCGAGCGCAUCCGGGUCAGCCGAGAGCAGGAAGCUAGCAACGAGCAGCAAUAUUACCGCGACCUUUACUCGCGGAAUAUGGAUAAUAGUCAUGCUUGGGGAGUGAAUAAUGCAAGUGCAGCACAGUCGCAACAACAGCAAAGCUGGCUCGCCAACCGCCGGCCACAAGAUGCACCCGAGCGCCCGCCCACGAGUGUUUCCAUGCAAACACUUGCACCAGCCUCACCACGGCCCAGACCCGGAGAUAGUGACUUCGAGGAUGAGCCUGAGAGCAACGGUCUACUUGACCCCGAAGCUGGCAGAGGUGAGGGGUUGAAACAGGGCGGGCGUACUAGAGACACGGAUGAAUGGCGUGAUUGGGAUGAUUAA